AUGGCGACAAAAUCCGAAGGGCGUGCUGUUGGAAUAGACCUUGGCACCACAUACUCUUGUGUAGCAGUGUGGCUGAAGCAACACAGUAGAGUGGAAAUUAUUCCCAAUGACCAAGGAAACCGAACUACACCUUCUUUUGUUGCCUUCACUGAUGAUCAAAGGUUGAUUGGUGAUGCUGCUAAGAAUCAGACUGGUGAUGUCUUUGAAGUAAAAGCAACGGCUGGAAACACUCAUCUAGGCGGGGAAGACUUUGAUAAUAGAAUGUUGAAUUACUUUGUAGAGGAGUUUAAAAAGAAGAAUAAAAUGGAUAUUAGUGGUAACCCAAGAGCCUUAAGGAGGUUGAGAACAGCCUGUGAAAAGGCAAAGAGGAUACUGUCUUUUGCUUUUGUAACCACAGUUGAGGUAGAUUCUUUAUUUUGUGGAAUUGAUUUCUCUUCAUUGAUAACUCGUGCCAAGUUUGAAGAAAUUAAUAUGGACUUGUUUAAGGAAUGUAUGGAAACUGUUAAGAGUUGUCUUAGUGAUUCAAGUAUAUGCAAAAGUGAUAUUGAUGAUGUUGUUCUUGUGGGUGGCUCCUCUAGGAUUCCCAAAGUGCAAGAUAUGUUGCAAGACUUUUUCGAAGGGAAGGAUCUUUGUAAAAGCAUCAACCUAGAUGAAGCUGUUGCUUAUGGUGCAGCUGUACAGGCUGCUAUUUUGAGUGAAGGCUUUAAGAAUGUCCCGAACUUGGUGAUGCGAGAUGUUACCCCUUUAUCACUUGGUAUCGAAGCAGAGAUUGAUCGUGUCAUGAGUGUGGUGAUUCCUAGGAACACUAGCAUACCUAUCAAGAAGUCUAAAGGAUAUACUACAGGUUAUGAUAACCACUGCAGUGUCUCGAUUAGUGUUUAUGAAGGUGAGAGAGCAAGAGCCACAGACAACAAUCUGCUUGGUAAGUUCAGCCUUUCUUGUCUUCCAGGUGCUCCUCGGGGUCAGCCCUUAGAUGUAUGCUUUGUCAUUGAUGAAAAUGGAAUCCUAACUGUUUCUGCUAAAGAAGUCUCUACAGGCAAUACAAAUGAGAUCACCAUAAGCAAUGACAAAGAAAGGUUGUCAGCCGUCGAAAUUAUAAAAAUGAUUGAAGAAGCUGAAAGAUACAAUGCUGAAGAUAAGAAAUUCUUAAAGAAGGCCAUGGUAAUGAGUGCAUUGGAUAAAUGUGUUUAUAAUAUGAAGAAUGCAUUAAAGACGGAUGUUUAUUUAAAACUCUCCCCUCAAGAAAGUGAGAAGAUUAAUAAUGCAAUUACGGUUGCCACAAAUUUAAUUGAAGGGAAUGACAAAACGAAUGAAAUAGAUGUUCUGGAGGAUCAUCUAAAGGAGCUGGAGAACAUGUUGAAAGACCUUGUAGCUAUGACUGGCUAG
Molecule: messenger RNA, 1386 nt
Organism: Vicia villosa (hairy vetch)
Lineage: Eukaryota; Viridiplantae; Streptophyta; Magnoliopsida; Fabales; Fabaceae
Product: heat shock 70 kDa protein 4-like
Exons: 2
Coding region: 1-1386 (461 amino acids)
Biological process (GO): cellular response to unfolded protein; protein refolding
Cellular component (GO): cytoplasm
Molecular function (GO): ATP binding; misfolded protein binding; ATP-dependent protein folding chaperone
Source: RefSeq, a predicted model, not a curated record